Penicillium cataractarum is the source of this 1242-nucleotide messenger RNA. RefSeq lists its product as uncharacterized. Gene Ontology annotation, cellular component: mitochondrion. The transcript is spliced from 3 exons. Bases 1 to 1242 code for a protein of 413 amino acids. The record is from RefSeq and is a predicted model, not a curated record. NCBI's taxonomy places the organism in Eukaryota, Fungi, Ascomycota, Eurotiomycetes, Eurotiales, Aspergillaceae.
AUGACUCAAAUCGCAGAUAUGGAGAGGACCAUUUUUGACUUCUAUUUUCCGGCAUACGGAAGCUUAUAUUACAAGAAGGACCUUGACAGGGAAACCCAGAUCCCAAUCAUAGAUGAUUUUGUUAUUGGUCCUGUAUCAACCCGGCAGUUUUGGCAUGGCGAACGAAGCAAAACAGAAAUUGACCGUGGACCCUGGCUUUUACCCGUGGACUGUGUUACCUCCGCGGCUCGCCGAGAGAUGGCCGUCAUUGAGCGUCAUGCUAAACCUCAGCCUCGGCAGACAUUCCUUCUACUAACUAACUAUAAUAUUGAUCCCUCUGAGCAUACCUCUUUACUUUCGCGAUUCCUACGUUUGGCGCCUCAUUUAAUCUCACCGGGCUCUUCUAGCGCUCCUACGCUAAGACACCCCGAUUUGAACCUGAGCAACAUUUUAUUGGCUCCUGGAUCAUCCAAAAUAUCGGACUCUGUGAUAUUCCCACGCUUUAUGCAAGCGGGCUAUCCCACAUUUUGUGAGCACGACUCAUCUCAGCCUCAAAGUUUGCAGAUUCCAUCGCUUCCCGAUGAUUUUGAUAAGCUGGGUAUCGACGAACAAAGAUAUUACAAGGCCAUAUUUCGCUUAGAAGAGGCCAACCUCUACUACACAGCUGCGACGGGUGUACACAAUGACGAACACACGAAGGUGUUGAAAAUUCCUCAUCUCGGAAUGCAGCAGUAUCUGCUUCGCCAGACAGGGUAUCCCUGGGAUGCAGACGUAAUCAACCUACGUGCUGCGCUAGUAGGCAUCACAACACCGUCGGUAUGGGGCAAGAUUUCCUCAGAAACUUGUCCGGUUGCGUUUAGCGAUGAAGAACGAGAGGCUGCGAUGGCGGAAUCUCAAGAAUGGAACGAGUUUGAACAGCUCUUGUCGCGGGUUAGAGAACACCUCAAUAUCGAUCUUGAAGGCGGGACCGAGCCGGAUAACUUUGAGAGGGCAAUGGAGGGCAAUCGCCAGUUUCGUAUGGAAAUGCUCAAUCAAGCAGAGGUGGGCCAGCAGGAGCUUUGUUGGCGUAAUUGGCCGUAUAAGGAUGAACAUGAUGACAGCAUGCCUCCUCUCGGGGAUAGCUACCUUUUGUCGAGAAUAUUCGAACCGGGGAGAUCAGGUCUUUUAUGUUCGGCGACAGAUAGUCGGACAGAACGGCAUACAAUUGCGGCGCCAACCCGGGAACGGCAAAACUCCCCGAAUCUAAUAAAUCACAGCUCCUAA